Molecule: messenger RNA, 1410 nt
Organism: Hydractinia symbiolongicarpus
Lineage: Eukaryota; Metazoa; Cnidaria; Hydrozoa; Anthoathecata; Hydractiniidae
Exons: 6
Coding region: 1-1410 (469 amino acids)
Source: RefSeq, a predicted model, not a curated record
AUGGCACGUACGAUGUUUUUUUGCGCAUGUUUAUCAAUCUUUAUGAGAAAUCAAUUCCUAGAAAAAAACAAGCACAACAAGCAACAAGCACAAAAAACCCAUGAUAAAAUUGCUAACAAAUUCAACGAGUUUUUUAUCAAUGUUGGACCAAAACUAGCUUCUAAAAUUCCAUCUUCCACAAAAACACACAGCUCUUACUUAGAUACUUGCGAUACUCUAAUGAGUGAAUCUGAACUUACCAUAAAAGAAUUGCUUUUUCAUCAUUACAGCCAAACAAAAGUCCAGGGCUUGACGAUAUUAGUACAGUUUUCAGACCAAUUAAAAAUUGCUAGAGUGACACCAAUAUUUAAAGAAAACUCCGAUGGUACUAAUUAUAGACCUAUUUCCGUAUUGCCAUGUUUCUCGAAAGUUCUUGAAAGAAUAAUGCAUAACCGUCUCUACGACCAACUAGUACAAAAUAAUAUUUUAUAUGACAAACAAUUUGGUUUCCAAAAGCACCAUUCGACGAACCAUGCAGUCAUAGAAUUGGUAAGUGAAUUAUCGGAAUCCUUUAAUAAAAGGUUGUUUACACUAGGGAUAUUCAUUGAUCUCUCAAAGGCUUUUGAUACUGUCAAUCAUAAUAUUCUUUUAUCCAAACUAAAAUCUUACGGUGUGCAAAACAACAAUUUGAAAUGGUUUACAAAUUACUUGACUAACCGAAAACAAUGCAUAGCAUACGACGAUAAAUUGACGCUCUUUCAACUAAUAAAGUGUGGUGCACAAGGAUCCAUUCUUGGACCCUUACUGUUUUUAAUCUACAUAAACAACUUACUUAAUUCCUUUAAAAUGUUGAGAUUUAUUCUAUUUGCUGACGAUACUAAUCUUUUUUACUCCCAUACUAACAUUGUUGAUUUAUUUAAAACAGCUAACCAAGAACUUGCGCAUAUAAACGAAUGGUUUAAAGCAAAUAAACUUUCACUUAAUAUAAGUAAAACUAAAUAUGUGUUAUUCUAUAACCGUUACAAAACUGAUAAAAUUCCACUCUUAUUAUACCAUCUCUUAAAAAUAUUAACCUACUUAACGUAUUGUAAUAUAUCCUGGGCAAGUAACAAUGUAAAUAAAUUAAAAAAGUUGUAUAAUAAACAAAAGCAUGCUUGUCGCAUAAUUUUUGGUUCAGACAGAUAUGCACCAACACAACACUUAUUUCUUCAAAUUGGGGCUUUAAACAUUUAUCAAUUAAAUAUGCAUCAAGUUUUACUUUUUAUGUACAAGAUGAAACAAAACAUAACACCAAAAUUGUUCACUAACCAAUUUAGUCUUACGGAAAAACAUAUAUGUCUUAGUUAUAAUAUAGAUGUAAAAAACUAUUACAACAUACCUGUCAAUUUGUGUUUGGGGUAUGGAAAUAUAAACACCAUUGUGCCACAAUAA